Messenger RNA from Gaeumannomyces tritici R3-111a-1, 258 nucleotides. RefSeq lists its product as hypothetical. The transcript has 2 exons. The record is from RefSeq and is a predicted model, not a curated record. Bases 1 to 258 code for a protein of 85 amino acids. NCBI's taxonomy places the organism in Eukaryota, Fungi, Ascomycota, Sordariomycetes, Magnaporthales, Magnaporthaceae.
AUGAAGUUCACCGUCGCCUCCGCCGUGGCCUUCCUCGCCGCCGGCGCCUUUGCCGCCCCCGCCGCCCUCGAGGCCCGCGCGGGCAGAGACGGCUGCCCCGACUGGGCGCCCAACCCCAUGGGCUCGCCCGGCGACUACUGGUACCCCAUCUGCUGCGCCUACGUUAUUAGUGAUGGAUCAUGCUGCAACCGCCACCCGGAGAACGGCAUUACCUACGCCGGCAAGCCGUACCCGGCCUGCCCCAAGCCCAAGGCCUAG